Cuscuta campestris is the source of this 740-nucleotide messenger RNA. Lineage: Eukaryota; Viridiplantae; Streptophyta; Magnoliopsida; Solanales; Convolvulaceae. The record is from the annotation of a GenBank genome assembly.
GCCCCCCCCCCACACAUUAUAUAUACACACAACCGCUGGCAAAGGCCGAAACAGCUCAUCAAAGAGAAAACAAUUAAAAUUUUUCUCAAUAAGAAAAAAGAAAGAUAAGGAAAUAGAAAUAAAAUAAAAUGGGUUCUUCUGCUCGCUCAUACGCAGCUGCAAUCCUCUUUGUGAUGCUCUUCAUCUCCACCGGUUUGCCUUCCGAGAUGGGAGGUGGGGCAAGGAAGAUGGUGGCGGAGGGGAGGAUGUGCGACUCCCCGAGCCAUAAGUUCAAGGGGCCAUGCAUGAGGGACAGCAACUGCAAGACGGUUUGCGAGGGAGAGGGGUUUCACGACGGCGAUUGCCAAGGAUUCCGCCGCCGCUGCUUCUGCAGGAAACCAUGUUAAUUAAUUCCUUCAGGAUGUAUGAUUGAGAUUCGAUCCAUGGAAUAAAUGUUCUUAAUUUGCAAUUAAUAAGAGGACGACGCUCGCCAUGCUAGCUAGCUAGAUGAUAGCUGCCUGGCAAGCUUAGUUCAUGUCUUUGAAAACCAAACAUGUUAUGUGUUUGGUUUUUUUAAAUUACUUUGUAUCCCUUGCUUGUUGUUGGUGCUUUAUUGAUCUCUAUGUAUUCACCUCCUUAAUUAUUGGCUUGUUUGCUCUUAAUGUAUAAUAAUAAUAAUUCAAUUUCCAUUUGUCAAUAGUUAAUUUUUUGUUAUUUUUUAGGGAAGUAUACUUAAAUGGCAUUAAAACAUAGUGACUUUC